Molecule: messenger RNA, 2100 nt
Organism: Arvicola amphibius (Eurasian water vole)
Lineage: Eukaryota; Metazoa; Chordata; Mammalia; Rodentia; Cricetidae
Gene: Znf853
Product: zinc finger protein 853
Exons: 3
Biological process (GO): negative regulation of transcription by RNA polymerase II
Molecular function (GO): DNA-binding transcription repressor activity, RNA polymerase II-specific
Source: RefSeq, a predicted model, not a curated record
AUGCUCUUCCAGCCUGUUCCCAAGGACCCUGGUGAGACCGCCAGGAUGGAGCUGGGCCCCACAACAGAGACCUUUGUGUUGCAGCUGCAAUGUCUUGAGGAUGGGGGUCCAGGGCCUGACACCCUCUCAGGUGGCAGUGGUGGGAGCGAGAACCAGGAGGAGGAAGAGGCUCAGGAGGUGAGCAGCAGCCCGCAGCCGCCAGCACUCGCAGCCCCAGUAGGGGCCAGUAACAGCAUUGGGGCAGUGCAGCCGGGACAACAGGACUUGCAUCUGCAGCAGUUAGAGCAGCAGCAAGAGCUGGAACAGCAGCUGCAGCACAAGCAGUUACAAGAGCAGCAACCCCAGCAUCAACUGUUAGGACCUCAACCAGAAUUGCGGCGGCAGCAAGAUGGGCAGCAGUAGCUGUCUCAGUAAAAGCUACAGGAAAACCUCCAGUCCAAGCAUCAUCAGGAACCAAAACCACAGCUGCAGCUGGUGCAGCAGCAGCAGCAGCAGUGAAUGACUAUGAAGCCCCAAGGCCAAAAGCAACAGCUGUUGCUACAGCAGCAAGAACGGCUGCAGCAGCAGCAGCAAGUACAAGAACAACUUAUGCAGCAGCAUGAGCAAGAGCUAUUGCAGCAGCAAGUAGAAGAACAGGCUUUGCUGCAGCAGCAGCCUUUACAGCAGCCAAUGCAAGAGCAACAACAGUCACAGCAGCAGCUUCUCCAACAGCAGCAACUACUGCAACAACAUGAACAAUUGCUGCUGCAGCAGUUGCAAGAACAAGCAUUGCAACAGCAAUUACAAGGGCAACAGCUGUUGCAGCAGCAUCAACAGGAGCAGUUACAGCAGCAGCUGCUGCUCCAACAACAGGAACUGUUGCAACAGCAGGGACAAUUGCAACAGCAACAGUUGCAGCAGCAGAUACUGUUGCUGCAGCCACAGGGACAUAUAGAGCAGCUGUUGCUGCAGCAGCAGGCACAGUUGCAGCAACAGCUGUUGCAGCAGCAGCAGGUCCAGAUACAGCACCAACUAUUGCUGCAGCAAGAACAGUUGCAGCAGCAACAGUUGUUGCAACAGCAGCAGCUGCAGCCUCCUCCACUGGAGCCAGAGGAGGAAGAAGAUGUGGAACUGGAGAUUAUGCCACUGGGCAUAAGGUCAGAACAGGAGCUGGAGCAGCAGCAGCAGGAGUUGGAGAGGCUGCAAGAACAACGACAGCUGAAGCUAAAACUGCAGGAGCAACUGCAUCAGCUGGAGCAGCACCUGAAGCAGCAGUAUCAGCUGGAGCAGCUGCAGCAGCUGGAGCAACAGGAGGUACACUUGGAGCUGGCCCCGGUGGAAGUGAGUGCCCAGCAUCAGGAGCUGCAGCUGCAGCUGACCGCUGUGCAGCCCGAGCUGCAGCUGGAGCUGGUUCCCACUCCCGGAGGUGGCAUAGCAUCAGCUCCAGUCUCCUACGUGGUGGCCCCUCCAGGCUAUGUGGUGCUGCAAGAGCUCAUGGUACUGCCCACUGUGGCCACAUCCACUAUGGUGACCAUCGCGGGCCCCACAGGGAGUGAGGCUCUGACGCCCACAAAACAGCGCAAGAAGAGGCGAGGCAGGGACAGGCCGACCAUCUGCGGGGAGUGUGGCAGAGGUUUCAGCCGCAGCACCGACUUAGUGCGACACCAGGCCACGCACACUGGGGAGAGGCCGCAUCUCUGCAGCGAGUGCGGCAAGGGCUUUUCGCAACAUUCUAACCUGGUGAUCCACCAGCGCAUCCACACCGGCGAGAAGCCCUACGCCUGCACCUACUGCUCCAAGUGCUUCUGCGAGAGCUCGGCGCUUGUGCAGCAUCAGCGCACCCAUACCGGCGAGCGGCCUUACGUCUGCGGCGACUGCGGCAAGUGCUUCAGCGUCUCCUCCAACCUGCUGCGCCACCGCCGUACCCACUCGGUUGAGCGGCUCCACGCGUGCGAGGACUGCGGCGAGCGCUUCCGGCACAAGGUGCAGAUCCGCAAACACGAGCGACUGCAGCACGGAUUAGGCCGUUCCAGAGGUCUGGGCCUGCAGCGCUCCUCCAGGCAAGCGCCCUCAGGAGUCUCCACAAGGGCCAAAAAGGCUUCUGCAUCUGGGAAGCCCUGA